UUCGUUUUCUAAUUGAUUUAAGGAUGGUAAAUGUCAUAGUGUUCACAGAAUCAUCACUCCGAAAUUUAGUUUCAAGCAAUUUAUAUCUAUUUAAAGCCGAACACUUGACUUGGUGUGUCAACAUAAAGAAGAGAAAAUAAAUUCCGAUAGCAUGAUAAAAUUAUGGAAGUCAAAUUUUGAGUUAAAUUUUGUAAACUAUUCCAAAUGCCAUUAUUAUUAAAAUUUUAUAUAAUGCAUUGCGUUAUAUAAGUACAACAAAAACAAAUAAAUUAAGCACGAAAAGAGAAUAUAUUCACAAAAAAUCACACACACAACAUCUGAAUGUGGUUGGGAACAAAGUAUGCUGCCACUUUAUUAACAAAUCUUAGUAAUCAAACAGAUAAAGUUGACACACUAUGGCUGGAAACAAUGCUAGACAAAUCGACAAAAGUAUCGAAUGGAUAUUCCAAAAAUUGCGACGGCCAACACUUAUGUGGCAUUUGGCCAGCAGUAUUACUAUAGCCACGGUUGGAUUUUUGAGCAAGGUUAUCACAGCCUGGUUCAAUCGUGCACGAAUAUACAAUAACGAGAUACUCGCCUCGAUUAUCGAUACAAAACCAGAGCAUAUACCGUUGUUAACUUUAUCAAAUCAUCAUUCAUGUUUUGAUGAUCCGGGUAUUUGGGGGAUUUUACCCAUUCGGCACAAUUGUAAUUUUAAGAAAAUCAGAUGGUCGUUAGCGGCUCAUGACAUAUGCUUUACCAGGAAAUAUCAUUCUUACUUUUUUAUGACUGGCAAAUGUAUUCCAGUUAUACGUGGUGGUGGUGUUUAUCAACAGGCCGUUGAUUUGUGCAUAGAAAAAUUGGCCAUCGGCGAUUGGGUUCAUGUAUUUCCAGAAGGAAAGGUGAAUAUGACCAAAGAGAAUCUGCGAUUCAAAUGGGGUGUUGGACGAAUGAUUUACGAAUCACCAGUCAUGCCAAUUAUUGUUCCAAUUUGGCAUGAGGGCAUGGACACUGUUUUACCGAAUUAUCCGCCUUAUAUAUUAAAAUUCGGGAAAAAAAUUACUAUUAACGUGGGUCAACCGAUUAAUAUAAGUGAUUUAGUUAGUAGCCUAAGAUCGAAAAAUACACCAGAGCCAAUCGCACGAAAAAUUAUCACCGAUCGAUUGCAGGAAGAAAUGAACAUUCUCCGACAAUCAACCGAAAAGCUACAUGCGGUAUAGCAUAGGUGGUAUGCUCAGUUCUAUCCGAAUUGUGUGAAACGUAUUUAUCGCUCGAUCAAAUGAACUCUACCUGUCCAAUGAAGUUUGCCUGAUGUACAACAGCUUCCUAGGUCAAAACGAAUUAUAUUUUCUUUUUUUCAAAUUGUGUAUAGUAUAAAAAAAAACGUUAAAUUAUCCGGGGAAAAAUUUACAUUUCAAAUCGAAAAAUAUUUUUUAAAAAUUGAAAUAAAAAGCAAUAAUUAUUUAUCCAAUUA
Molecule: messenger RNA, 1453 nt
Organism: Sitodiplosis mosellana (orange wheat blossom midge)
Lineage: Eukaryota; Metazoa; Arthropoda; Insecta; Diptera; Cecidomyiidae
Gene: Taz
Product: tafazzin
Exons: 6
Coding region: 396-1199 (267 amino acids)
Biological process (GO): inner mitochondrial membrane organization; cardiolipin acyl-chain remodeling
Cellular component (GO): mitochondrial membrane
Molecular function (GO): 1-acylglycerophosphocholine O-acyltransferase activity
Source: RefSeq, a predicted model, not a curated record